Messenger RNA from Trifolium pratense (red clover), 1209 nucleotides. RefSeq names its product two-component response regulator ARR5-like. Lineage: Eukaryota; Viridiplantae; Streptophyta; Magnoliopsida; Fabales; Fabaceae. The coding region runs from base 375 to 1082 and encodes 235 amino acids. Gene Ontology annotation, biological process: phosphorelay signal transduction system; cytokinin-activated signaling pathway. The record is from RefSeq and is a predicted model, not a curated record. The transcript has 5 exons.
AGAAAUGAAAAAUGUAGCGUAGGGAUCAGAAAAGAAAGUCUUUGAGAUCACAUCCCAAAGUGGAUUUCAGAAUCUCAUCUCCAUCUCUAUUCUCAAACACACCAUCAACAUCUUCCAACUAGUACAAUAAUAAUUAAAUAAAAAAGAUUUUCAGAUUUCUUAGAGAGAGAAAGAUUUGAUUUUAAUCAUUUUAUGCUAAAAAUAAAAUAUAAAAAAAAGUGUCUUUAAAAAGAGAGAGAAAAAAGCGGUGACAGAUACUACAAACAUGUCACACUAUAUUUAAGGUUUCAACACCUACGUUAAAGAAUCCCCUUUCUCUUCUUUUUCACUCUUUCAUUUUCUUUUUCAUUUUUUCCCUCUUCUUUUUUCUUCUAAUGGAGUCAAACGGUGUCGUUUCUAUUGGUGUUGAUUCUCAUGAAGUUCAUGUUUUGGCCGUUGAUGAUAGUCUUGUUGAUCGGAAAGUUAUUGAACGGUUGCUCAAAAUUUCAGCUUGUAAAGUUACUGCUGUGGAUAGUGGAAUCAGAGCACUGCAAUUUCUGGGGUUAGAUGAGCAGAGAAAGAGUUCUGAAUCAGAUGAUUUUGUGCCGGGUUUGAAGGUGGAUCUAGUCAUUACAGAUUAUUGCAUGCCAGGAAUGACUGGUUAUGAGUUGCUUAAGAAAAUCAAGGAAUCAUCCACUUUUAAAGAAAUUCCAGUAGUGAUUAUGUCUUCUGAAAAUAUUUUGCCACGCAUAGACAGAUGUUUGGAGGAAGGAGCAGAGGAUUUUAUAGUGAAGCCAGUGAAAUUAUCAGACGUGAAACGUUUGAAGGGUUACAUGACAACUAGGGAUGUUAGAGCGGGAAGCCAAGAAAACAGAGAACUUAACGUUAACGGUAACGGUGGAGGCCAAGGUGGUGGAGUAGGAAUCAACAACAAAAGAAAGCUAGAAGAAGCAUCUGAUAUCUCAUCAUCACCACCGUCCAAUUCAUCGGCUUCAUCACCAUCGUCCAUUUCAUCAUCACAGUCACCUUCAUCAUCUCCUAUGUCUUCACCCGGCAUGCUUGAUUCUCCAAUCAGACGGAUUAAAAUGACCGGCACCGAAUGACUCCUUGGGUUGUUAUGUAGAAAAUUUUCAUGACUUUUUUUAUUAAAAAAAAACUUUUAUUUGUUUACCUCUUUUGAUGUUUAAAGUGCAAUUACUUACCCCGUUGUUUGAAACGGUUUUUGUUGCA